AUGUCUACUACUAUGUUCGCCAAGCCUUCCCGCCCGCUGACAUGGCUCAUUACCGGUUGCUCGUCUGGUCUUGGUCUUGCACUGACUCGCGAAGUUCAGCAGCAUGGACAUACGGUCAUUGCAACAUCUCGACAGCCAUCCCGUACCCCAGAUCUCGUCGCGGAAGUCAAGGCGAAUGGCGGUGAAUGGCACGCGCUCGAUGUGGACGAUGCGACCGCGGCAGGAGUUCUCGUGGGGAGAUUGGAGGCAUCGGGACACAAGAUAGAUGUCCUGGUUAAUAACGCUGGAUACGUUCUGUUCGGGGCCGUGGAGCAACUCUCGGAUGAGGAGCGCCGGCGACAAAUGGAGACAAUGUACUUCGGACCCAGUCGUCUGAUCCAAGCGCUUGUUCCUCGCAUGCGUCAGCGACGCUUCGGAAUCAUUGUGAACAUUAGUUCCGGUGCUGCGUUGGAUGGCCGCGAUAGUAUGGGAGGGUAUGCGGCUGCGAAAGCUGCACUGGAUGCUUCGACACGUGUUCUCGCCAAAGAGGUUUCUCCAUUCAACAUUCGCCUACUGACAGUGUGGUUGGGCACUUUCAAUACAAACAUCGGCAAUGCCUCUUCGAUCGCGCAAGCCCCGUUGCUGGACGAUUAUAAGGGAUCAGUAGCGGAGCAGAUGAUGAAUGCAGUCAAGAGCGAUGAAUUUGUCGGAGAUGGCGAUAAGGAUAAGGCGUCCAGGGCGAUCUUCCAAGUGGCGGUCGGUGACGGGGUUGGAGCUGGCCACGAGACUGAACGCUUCCUGCCGAUGGGCCGAGAUAUGGUUUCGCGAGUUGGCCUUGUUCGUGAUCAAUUUGCGCAUGCGUUGGAUGUAUUUGCAGAUGUUGCUGGGAAUGUCUAUACCGGAUAA
Molecule: messenger RNA, 885 nt
Organism: Penicillium daleae
Lineage: Eukaryota; Fungi; Ascomycota; Eurotiomycetes; Eurotiales; Aspergillaceae
Product: Short-chain dehydrogenase/reductase SDR
Exons: 2
Coding region: 1-885 (294 amino acids)
Source: RefSeq, a predicted model, not a curated record